Lagopus leucura (white-tailed ptarmigan) is the source of this 1652-nucleotide messenger RNA. It is a transcript of the gene NUDT12, whose product is annotated as nudix hydrolase 12. Lineage: Eukaryota; Metazoa; Chordata; Aves; Galliformes; Phasianidae. The record is from RefSeq and is a predicted model, not a curated record. Gene Ontology annotation, cellular component: cytosol. Gene Ontology annotation, biological process: NAD+ catabolic process; NADP+ catabolic process. The transcript is spliced from 7 exons. Gene Ontology annotation, molecular function: metal ion binding; protein binding; NADH pyrophosphatase activity. Bases 235 to 1629 code for a protein of 464 amino acids.
GACUGACGGUAACGGGGCGCCCGGUGGCUCGGCUCUGCAGCGGGUUCGGGCUCGGGAGAUAAUAAACAGCGGCUCAAGCACGACUCUCCCCCGCCUGCGGCUGGUCCGUAGCCACGACCUUUGGGGUCGCAACUGCUGCCACCCUGCCGGCUCUCGAAGCGCCCUGGUGACGCUGCAGCGAGCGGAGCGGGUGCGUCCGCAGCUGUGUUCUUGCUUUAUAACUCAGUUGAGACAAUGACCAACUUUGAAAAGAACUUCCAUCAGGAAAUGGUUUCCCAGCUGCAUAACUUUGCUGCGGUUGGAGACGCAGCCAGGCUGAAAGCAUUGCUCAGCCGUUCUCCAUCACUGCUCAAUGCGACUGCAGGUAACGGCUGGACAGCCCUGAUGUACGCUGCAAGAAAUGGACACUUUGAUGUUGUGCGGAUUCUUCUGGAAGGAGGGUGUGAUAAGUCCAUCGUUAAUAAAUCAAGGCAGACAGCUCUGGACAUUGCUAAAUUUUGGGGGUACAAGCACAUUGCUAAUUUGUUGGCUAAUGCAAAAGGAGGACAGAAGCCUGAUUUUCUGCCAACUGAAAUGAAAGGAUAUUCAAAUUAUUUUGGCACAACGCUUCUGGACCGAAGAAGUGAUAAAAGAAUAGAUUCCAAGUGGCUAAGCAAAAAACAAAGCCAUCCAGCUACAGUAUACAUACUUUUUUCAGACCUAAGUCCAUUGGUUACUCUGAGUGGGGGAGCAGAGAAGUUGGAGCAGCCAGAAGUCAGGCUUUGCAGACUGCACCACAAGGAUGUGGAACACUGCAUGAGCCAGUCUGAUGAAGUCACCUUGAUUUUUCUUGGAGUUGAUCUGCAGUUGCACACAAGUCUUUUGACUGCUCACAAUGGGGAGGUCCUACAAGAAGGUGAUGACGAUGGGCUCAUUGCUUGGUUUGCUCUCAGCAUAAAUCCUACUUCUGCUGAGAGAUUUAAACAGAAGCAUGAGGAUUGUUACUUUCUUCAUCCACCAAUGCCAGCACUACUGCAGCUACCUGAAAACGAAGCUGGAGUAGUAGCCCAGGCUAGAUCUAUUCUAGCAUGGCACAGCCGCUACCGUUUCUGCCCAACUUGUGGGAGCGCAACCAAGAUUAAAGAAGGUGGCUACAAGAAAACUUGUGUAAAAGAAGAUUGUCCCAGCCUCCAAGGUGUUCAUAACACGUCAUAUCCAAGAGUUGAUCCUGUUGUGAUAAUGCAAGUCAUUCACCCGGAUGGGAAUCACUGCCUUUUAGGUAGACAGAAGAGGUUUCCCCCUGGAAUGUUUACCUGUCUUGCUGGAUUUGUAGAACCUGGAGAAACAAUAGAAGAUGCUGUUCGAAGAGAAGUAGAAGAGGAAACUGGAGUCAAAGUUGGCCAUGUUCAGUAUGUCUCUUGUCAGCCAUGGCCAAUGCCCUCCUCCCUAAUGAUUGGCUGCUUAGCUGUUGCAGUGUCUACAGAAAUUAGAGUUGACAAGAAUGAAAUAGAGGAUGCCCGCUGGUUCACUAGAGAACAAGUUGUGGAUGUUCUCAUUAAAGGAAAUCAGCGUUUGUUCUUUGUACCACCGAGUCAAGCUAUUGCACACCAGUUGAUAAAACAUUGGAUUGGAAUGAAUGCUAAUCUUUGAAUUAAAUUCUUUCUUCUAAUGAA